GCCACCUAGCAGCUGUUUUGACAUUGGAAAAUGUAGUGCAUUUCGUGGUUCAAUAUUAUAGCCUAGCGCGUCACAACCACCAUCGCCAUGACGACGCUACAGCAGAUGCUCGCGGCGAGCGAGAGCGGCGACGUCUCCCUCGUGCGCUCCCUCCUCGAUGAGGGCGCCGCCGUAGACGCCGCCGACCACGAGGGGGCGACGCCGCUGCAGACAGCGGCGGCUAACGGUCGCGAGGAGAUCGCGCGGCUGCUGCUGAUGCGCGGCGCGGCGCUGGAUCGCGCGAACGCUUACGGCUGGUCCGCGCUCAUGCAGGCGGCGCGCGCCGGCCACCACCCCGUCGUCGCUCUCCUCCUCCAGCACAAGGCCGACGCCGACCGGCGCAACCUGCUGGGGGCGUCCGCGCUCGCGCUGGCGGCUCGCGGCGGCCACGUGUCUGUCGUCCGCCUCCUCCUCGACGCCGGCGCAGACCCCGACCCGUGCGGCGCCGCAUGCGAGUUCACGGCCCUCGUCGCCGCGGCGACGCACGGCGCGGACCCCGUCGCGCGUCUGCUGCUGGACCGCGGCGGCGGCGACGCGGCGCACCGCAUGCUGUCGACGGGAGCGUCGGCGCUGAUGGCGGCGGCGCAGAACGGUCACAUGACGACGUGUCAGCUGCUGGUGGAGCGAGGCUGCGACGCGAACGCGACGGACGUGUGCGAGCGUACGGCCCUCGACCUCGCCCGCGAGCGACACUGCAAGGAGGUGCAGGGCUACCUGGAGAGGAAGACGACGCACCGGCCGAAGAAAGAUAAGAAGGACACGAAGCCGGACAUAAUCGACUCUGCGAAGGCCGGGGACCUGAAGACCGUCGUGCGAAUCCUUGACAACGACCCGCUACAGGUGAACUGCGUCGACAAAGAUGGCGCCACCGCUCUCAUGUUCGCCGCCAUGUUAGGCAAGCAGGACAUCGUCGAACUGCUGGUGCAGAGAGGUGCGGAUGUGAACAAGCAAGACAAGGUGAGCCAUUGGACGGCUCUCAUGCAGGCUGUUUAUCACGGGUAA
Molecule: messenger RNA, 1041 nt
Organism: Priapulus caudatus
Lineage: Eukaryota; Metazoa; Priapulida; Priapulimorpha; Priapulimorphida; Priapulidae
Product: ankyrin repeat and SAM domain-containing protein 6-like
Exons: 4
Coding region: 88-1041 (317 amino acids)
Molecular function (GO): protein binding
Source: RefSeq, a predicted model, not a curated record